Emericellopsis cladophorae is the source of this 558-nucleotide messenger RNA. Its product is annotated as Trafficking protein particle complex subunit 2-like protein. The record is from RefSeq and is a predicted model, not a curated record. The transcript has 2 exons. Lineage: Eukaryota; Fungi; Ascomycota; Sordariomycetes; Hypocreales; Bionectriaceae. Gene Ontology annotation, cellular component: nucleus; cytoplasm; TRAPP complex. Gene Ontology annotation, biological process: endoplasmic reticulum to Golgi vesicle-mediated transport. The coding region runs from base 1 to 558 and encodes 185 amino acids.
AUGACCACGGCAAUACCUUCUAUCGCCUGCCUAGGCAUCAUAGGGCGCAAUAACAACCCCCUCCACAUCAGCAUCUUCCCUUCCUACGAUCCUCAGUCCAACACCUUCGCACCGUUACGAACACCUCUCGAAUUUUCCCUUCUGCUAUCCUCGUCUAUUGACAUUUUCGAUCUCCGCACCAAGCACAACGCCAUCAACAACACGCCGCUCGCCACAGGCGACUAUGGCCUUCUCCACGCCAUCGACGACCGCCUCGCGGCGUAUGGCUUUGAGACGAACACGGGUGUCCGCAUGGUCUGUGUAGUGGACAUGCGCGGGCGACGAGCGGCGGUUGGGUCGAGCAGUGUGCGCUCGGGUCUACGAGAUGCGGAGAUGAAGCCCGUGUUCCGGGCGAUGCAGAGCGCUUACGUGCGGUUGCUGCAGAACCCCUUCUUUGCACCGGAUGAGCAUCUGGGCCCUGUGGGUGGCCAUGGCGGACGGCGCAUCACGAGUCGAAAGUUUGGAGAAGAUAUGAAGAGGAUAGGCGAAGGCUGGACGCCAGGAGUCACGAAUCUAUGA